CAUAUUGCAAACAAGCAUAACUCCAACAUAAAACCUGUCUCUUACCUAGUUUGGAUAACACCGAGGUAUAUCAUGGCUGCUUAACAAUCAAAUUCGCGGUGCUCUUGCCCAGAAGCCUCGAGAAACUUCUGCGCAACGUGGAAGGGUUUUCUGGUUCAGCCCCACGCUGCAGUACAAGUAGUCGCAUUCGCCCAGGAUACUGUAUCUUCUUCACAUUUCAUACGAGAUAUCCCUUAGUCUUUUUUAUCGUUAUAUAAUCACUAUAUACUACACCAUGCCCUCCAACAAGACUCUUGUCUUCAAGAAGAUCCCCGAGGGAUACCCCGUCCCCGGUGAGCACAUUGUCGUCGAGUCCGCCGCCUAUGACGCCGACGUGCCCGCCCCCGAAAACGGUGUCGUCGUUCAGUCGCUCUACACCAGCUUCGACCCCUACAUGCGUGGCCGUAUGCGCCCUGCUCACAUCAAGUCCUACGCUCCUCCCUUCCACAUCAACGAGCCACUCAACAGCCGCUCCAUCGCUAAGGUUAUCCGCUCCAACAAUGACACCUACAAGGAGGGCGACAUCGUCGUCGGCCACAUCCCCAUCCAGGAUUACAUCGCCCUGAACGGCGAGCAGAUCUCUGCUGUCCUCAGCGUGCUUCAGAACCCCUUGAAAAUUGAGGACAUCCGUGUCUACCUUGGUCCCCUGGGUAUGCCCGGUCUGACCGCCUACUCGUCGCUCUAUGAGAUCGGUAAGCCCAAGAAGGGUGAGACCAUCUUCAUCUCUGCGGCAAGUGGUGCUGUCGGCCAGCUGGUUGGUCAGAUCGCCAAGCACGAGGGUCUCAAGGUCAUUGGCAGUGUUGGCUCGGACGAGAAGCUGAAGCACAUCAUCGAGGAGCUGGGUUUCGACAGCGGCUUCAACUACAAGAACGAGAAGCCCGCAGACGCUCUGACCCGCUUGGCCCCUGACGGUAUCGACAUCUACUACGAGAACGUUGGUGGUGAGCACAUGGCGGCCGCUCUGGACGCUCUGAACAACUUUGGUCGUAUUGUCGUUUGCGGCCUCAUCUCGCAGUACAAUUCGGACCCCUACCCCAUCAAGAACAUCCACAACGUGCUCAUUAAGCGUAUUGACAUGCGCGGUUUCAUCGUCGGUGACCCUGGUAUGGGUGACAAGUACGCUUCGGAUCACCAAAUGUACGUGCAGCAGUGGAUCAAGGAGGGCUCCUUCAAGCCUCUCAUCCACGAGACCGUUGGUAUUGACAACGCGGCUGAGGGACUGGUUGGAAUCUUCCACGGAAAGAACUUGGGCAAGGCUGUUCUCAAGUUCUAGAUGACAUGAUUGACGAUGUACUUUGAUAUAUAAAAUUUUGAGAUACUGUGAAUCAAUUUUCUUGCGCAU
Messenger RNA from Aspergillus glaucus CBS 516.65, 1381 nucleotides. Its product is annotated as MDR family NADP-dependent oxidoreductase. The record is from RefSeq and is a predicted model, not a curated record. Gene Ontology annotation, molecular function: oxidoreductase activity, acting on the CH-CH group of donors, NAD or NADP as acceptor. The coding region runs from base 275 to 1312 and encodes 345 amino acids. Lineage: Eukaryota; Fungi; Ascomycota; Eurotiomycetes; Eurotiales; Aspergillaceae. The transcript is spliced from 2 exons.